Lichtheimia ornata is the source of this 1545-nucleotide messenger RNA. RefSeq lists its product as uncharacterized. NCBI's taxonomy places the organism in Eukaryota, Fungi, Mucoromycota, Mucoromycetes, Mucorales, Lichtheimiaceae. The transcript has 8 exons. Bases 1 to 1545 code for a protein of 514 amino acids. Gene Ontology annotation, biological process: transmembrane transport; carbohydrate transport. The record is from RefSeq and is a predicted model, not a curated record. Gene Ontology annotation, cellular component: membrane. Gene Ontology annotation, molecular function: carbohydrate:proton symporter activity.
AUGUGGAAGGUGCACAAGAGCUUACAUGGGCAAAGCCUGGUCACCGCUGUCAAUUGUGCAGCUGGUCUUUCCAUUUUCUUCUUUGGCUACGACCAAGGUGUUAUGAGCGGUGUCAACAUUUCUCCAAACUAUAAACAGCUGAUGGGUCUCGAGAACAAUGAAGCCUUGCUUGGUGGUGUUGUCGCUGUAUACUACGCUGGUACUCUUAUUGGCGCUUUGUUGGGUGGUUGGAUUGGUGACAAGAUUGGACGAAUUCGAACUAUCUUGGUUGGAUGUGCUUUUGCCAUUUUUGGUGCUACUUUGCAGACCGCUGCUCAAAAUGUUGCAUGGAUGAUUUGCUCUCGUAUCAUUACCGGUAUUGGUACAGGCCAUUUGAAUGCUAUUGUACCUGUAUGGUCAGCUGAAACAAGCCAUUACUCAAGCCGUGGUAUGUUUAUUGCUAUGGAAUUUACCCUCAACAUCUUUGGUGUCGUGAUUGCAUAUUGGAUCGCAUAUGGUUUGCAUGAUGAUCCUGGUGCUUUCCGCUGGCGAUUCCCUAUCGGCUUCCAAUUGAUUCCUCUUAUUGUUCUUGCUGUCGGCAUCAAUCUCUUCCCCGAAUCACCUCGUUGGCUGUUGAGCAAGAAUAGGGAUGAUGAAGCAAUCGAAAUCCUUGCUUCUCUUCGUGGUGAUGGUGAUCCCAACCAUCCUGACGUCGUACAAGAGGUCAAGGAAAUUAGGGAAGCUCUACGCCUUGAAGAUAGCGAAGGUGGUGCACCCACAUACUGGAACAUGCUUUUCCGAUAUGACGAGCAAAACAUCCCUCGCCGUGUGCAUCUCUCAAUUUGGUUACAAAUCAUCCAAGAGCUUUGUGGUAUUGGUGUGAUUACUGUUUAUGCACCCGAAAGUUUCGCCAGCUCAGGAUUUUCCGAAACGACAUCACAAUUGUUGUCAGGUCUCAACAAUGUUUCUUAUAUGAUUUGUACCAUUCUUCCAGUGUUCACUGUGGAUAGAUGGGGCCGUCGUUUCACCUUGUUUUAUGGUGCUGUCGCUCAAGGCAUUUGUUUGAUCCUCGUCGCUGUUUUGACCAAGCCCGAAUUCCUUGCUGCAAACCCAACAGGUUUUGGUGCUGCAAGUGCUGUGUUUAUUUUCUUGUAUACAGGAUUCUUUGGUGCAACUUGGUUGGCUGUGCCAUGGUUGUAUCCAGUCGAGAUCUAUCCUUUGCGUGUGCGUGCCAAAGGUGGUGCAUGGAGUGUUGUUGGCUGGUCAAUCGGCAACGCUCUUGUCAUGGAAAUCACACCACCCCUUUUGAAUUCCAUUGGAUGGUGUACCUUUUUCUUGUUUGGCGCACUCAACUUUGCAGCCAUCCCCGUUGUGUGGGCUCUUUACCCUGAAACAGCUGGAAAAUCACUUGAAGAGCUCGAUGUCAUCUUCUCUACAAAGUCGUUAUUCGUUUGGAGUGCUGAAAAGGAAUUGCGUGCCAAGGGCAUUGAUCCCGAUAAACCCCUCGCUCAUACUGCUGCCGAUGAAGUGCCUGAUGUGGACGAGAAGAAGCAACAGGUUGCUUAA